AUGGUUCAGCCAAUAGAAUCUGCAAACACGGCAGAACGAAGAGCCUUGAACGGGAACAACGACGCUCAGCAUGAGCUGGACGCCAAAGUGACUGAAGAGCAAACUAAGGCAGGGCAAGAGGUGGAUCCACCUCGGAGGUCCACACGCAAUGCCAACACUAUCCUGCCACCAGCACACCCGAGGUCUGGCAAGGCCAACCGAGGUCGAGGUGGCGGGACGGACGACCUGCCGGAGGAUGGAGAUGACUUGGAUCCACCCAUCCACCCCGAUGACUAUGAACCCGCUGUUGAAAACAAAGGGAUUGAUUAUAGUCUGAGGGAUCACGACCUCCGAAAACACCUGACUGCCACCCACCUCGCCACCAUCCGACAGAAAGAAGACGAGACUUUGAGAGAGUACGUGACCCGCUUCAAAGAAGAACAACUUAAGGUCGCGCACUGCUUUGACGACUCGGCCAUGUGCUACUUCCUUACUGGCCUGGCCGACGAGACUCUGACGGUUAAACUGGGUGAAGAAGCACCGUCAACCUUUGCUGAGGUCUUGCAGAAAGCCAAGAAGGUCCUAGAUGGGCAGGAGUUGCUCAAAACCAAGCUAGGUCAAACAGACAAGAGGAGAUCCAACUCGGACUCUAACCGAAGGGGGCCCUAUGAGAGGUACACCCCAACCACUAUUCUGAUCUUUGAGAUUCUUACCAAUAUCGAGGAGAACGGGUUAGAAAAGCUCCUCAAGCGACCUGAUAAGCUUAGAGGACAUCCGGAAAAAUGCAGCAAAGACAGGUACUGCCGUUUCCAUCGCGACGACGGCCAUGAUACCUUGAGUUGCUGGGAAUUGAAGCACCAAAUUGAGGACCUGGUUCAAGAUGGCUACUUCAAAAAAUAUGUAAGCAAGCCGGGCGCGAGCUCGGCACAGAAAAAAGAAGAGAGGAAGCAUUCAAAGACGCCACCUCGGAGAGAUGACCGACCUGCGAUCAUCAAUACAAUCUUUGGUGGCCCUAGUGGGGCCCAGUCUGGAAACAAGAGAAAGGAACUGGCCAGGGAGGCUCGGCGUGAAGUCUGCACUAUUCAGAGCAGAGGCCGGCCUGUCAGAAGGGUGCUGGUAAAUGGGGGCGCUUCCGCCAACAUUCUAUCUCUCACCACUUACCUAGCACUGGGAUGGACCAGGACACAGUUGAAGAAGAGUUCAACCCCCUUAGUUGGAUUUUCGGGAGAAUCAGUCACCCCGAAGGGUUACAUUGAUCUUCCCAUCACUAUCGGCCAAGGUGACACUCAAGUCACUCAGAUGGCCGAGUUCGUGGUGAUAGAUGGCAGGUCGUCCUACAAUUCCAUUUUCGGAUGA
Messenger RNA from Momordica charantia (bitter melon), 1335 nucleotides. The record is from RefSeq and is a predicted model, not a curated record. Lineage: Eukaryota; Viridiplantae; Streptophyta; Magnoliopsida; Cucurbitales; Cucurbitaceae.